Molecule: messenger RNA, 255 nt
Organism: Macrosiphum euphorbiae (potato aphid)
Lineage: Eukaryota; Metazoa; Arthropoda; Insecta; Hemiptera; Aphididae
Source: the annotation of a GenBank genome assembly
AUGUUAUUGAAUGAUUGCAGGAAACAUCACAAACGUAAAAACGAGGUCAAAAUACCGGUGGAUCUCAACGCUUUGAUGUAUUGGGGAGCAACGAUUCUUAGAGGUUUCUACCAAGCCAUGAAUGACUCUGUAAAGGCGUACAAGUGUGAAAAUAUUUUAAACCAGUGGAGAGACGCAGCAACGGCAGUGAUGUGGCAUGAUGAGGUCGGCUCGUGGCUAGACUUUUAUAUGAUAAACAACAUAAAAAAGGAUUAA